Molecule: messenger RNA, 1236 nt
Organism: Alternaria incomplexa
Lineage: Eukaryota; Fungi; Ascomycota; Dothideomycetes; Pleosporales; Pleosporaceae
Exons: 1
Coding region: 1-1236 (411 amino acids)
Biological process (GO): coenzyme A biosynthetic process
Molecular function (GO): dephospho-CoA kinase activity
Source: RefSeq, a predicted model, not a curated record
AUGCCGCCAGCACACAAACCCGUCCGCCGUGCCCUGCUGCUGCUGCCGCCUGCGCCCUCACCACCCUCCUAUGCAGCACUCAAGGCUGCCUACAACUCGCCCUUGUUCACCGUCUUGAAAGAGCUGGCCAGGUCUCCGCGCAAAUCCAAUGAAUCCCUACUUCUAGAAAUUGCAUUACCAUGCCCGCAUCUGUAUGGUCAUCUUGAUGAGCCCCGCGGCCUGCACUACGCAACCACCCAGCAGCUAGUAGCCGAUCUCUACAAACUCAUUUGCAUCACUGCGAGCAGGGAAGCUAUCGAUACCGAAGACUCAGAGGGCGUUGAUGCUCGUGUUGUUCUAGUCGCAUAUCCCAGGGACGGCCAACUGACGAAGCCCCUACCAGAUUCCACCCCAGAGCAGGAACUCCAGGGGCCAGCAAUAGACAUCCAUACGCUAGCACGGAGUUCGCGAUCAUGGGAUACCGUCUACUCGGUCGAAAGCGAAGAAGGAGAGCGCGUACUGAAGAGCUUCCUCUCUCUGUCGAAAGCCCAGAUACCCGUGUCCAAAGUUCGCGGUGGUAUUGUCAGUGUAGAGGCCCCAGAUCCAGCAUCGUUUGCCGAUGAGACAGACAAAUCAAUCAACCACCUCUCUGUUGCCGUCGGGGGGACUUUCGAUCACCUUCAUAUUGGCCACAAGCUAUUGCUUACCAUGUUUGCCUUUAUGCUCGGAAGGAGACAGCCAACCACUUCCGAUGCGAAGCCCAGUGUACUUACAGUCGGAAUCACCGGGGACGCUCUACUAGUGAACAAGAAGUUUGCGGAGCAUCUCGAAAGUUGGAAAGAGCGUCAGCAAUCAGCACACGACUUUCUCGCAUCCCUCCUCUACUUUGGCCCCCCGGAUGACGAGCGCAUCCGUGUUGAAGAGAUCCAAGAACCCGGCCCGAACGGACAUGCCGUCCACGUCAGCUAUCCCUUUGGGCUCACUAUCAAAUAUGUUGAGAUUUGGGAUCCUUUCGGCCCAACCAUCACUGACAAAGACAUCUCUGCCUUGGUGCUGUCGCUCGAGACAAGGAGCGGAGGUGCUGCAGUGAACAACAAGCGCAGCGAGCAGGGAUGGGACCCCCUUGAAGUUUUUGAGGUCGCUGUUCUCGAUGCCAGCGAAGAAGACAGCAUUGAUGAAACCUUCCAGAGCAAGCUGAGCAGCACUGAGAUUCGUCGAAAACGAAGCGAACGUGUUCAAUCCAGAGCGAAAGCGUGA